Molecule: messenger RNA, 6990 nt
Organism: Canis lupus familiaris (dog)
Lineage: Eukaryota; Metazoa; Chordata; Mammalia; Carnivora; Canidae
Gene: N4BP1
Product: NEDD4 binding protein 1
Exons: 7
Coding region: 1-2691 (896 amino acids)
Biological process (GO): negative regulation of protein ubiquitination; negative regulation of proteasomal ubiquitin-dependent protein catabolic process
Cellular component (GO): nucleus; PML body
Source: RefSeq, a predicted model, not a curated record
AUGGCGGCCCGGGCGGUGCUGGACGAGUUCACCGCGCCCGCGGAGAAGGCGGCGCUGCUGGAGCGGAGCCGCGGCCGCAUCGAGGGCCUGUUCGGCGUGAGCCUGGCGGUGCUCGGCGCGCUCGGGGCCGAGGAGCCGCUGCCCGCGCGCAUCUGGCUGCAGCUCCGCGGGGCGCAGGAGGCGGUGCACAGCGCCAAGGAAUAUAUUAAAGGAAUCUGUGAACCUGAACUAGAAGAAAGAGAAUGUUACCCCAAGGCCAUGCACUGCAUUUUUGUUGGGGCCCAGAGCCUGUUUCUAAAGAGCUUGAUUCAGGACACCUGUGCCGAUCUCUGCAUUCUGGACAUUGGUCUUCUUGGCAUCAGAGGAAGUGCCGAAGCUGUGGUCAUGGCCCGUAGUCAUAUUCAGCAGUUUGUGAAGCUCUUUGAGAAUAAUGAGAACCUACCUAACAGUCAGAAAGAAUCCGAGGUGAAAAGGGAAUUUAAACAAUUUGUUGAAGCUCGUGCAGACAACUAUACAAUGGACUUGUUGAUUUUGCCCACUUCCUUGAAAAAAGAGCUUUUGACACUCACACAAGGUGAGGAGAAUUUAUUUGAAACGGGAGAUGAUGAUGUUAUUGAAGUUAGAGAUUCUAAACAAACAGAGUUUGCACAGAAUGCUGCCACAGGACUGAAUAUUUUCAGAGAUGAAAUUGUUUUGCAGGAAGAUGCAAGAAAUAAAGCUGGCACUCCUGUUUCUGAGCUUACAAAACAAAUGGACACGAUCUUUUCUAGUUCACAAGAUGUACUUUUUGUUCCAAUAAAUGGUCUAACCCCAGGUGAAGAGGCACUUUCCAAAGACAGAAUUUGUCACAAAAGGAGAUUUUCUGAUUCUGAAGAAAGGCUUACCAAGAAACAGUUUUCUUUGGAAAAUGUUCAAGAGGGAGAGGUUUUACACGAUGGUAAGACGUUAAGUGGAGGUGUAAUCAUUGACCUAUCUGAUUCUUCUGCUGAUCCUGAAAAUUUAAGUCCAGAUGUAAAGGACACUACUGAGGAAAUGGAAUACAACAUCCUCGUAAACUUUUUUAAAACCAUGGGCUAUUCCCAAGAAAUUGUUGAAAAGGUCAUUAGGGAGUAUGGGCCAUCUACUGAACCAUUAUUGCUCUUGGAAGAAAUUGAAAAAGAAAAUAAAAGAUUCCAAGAAGACAGAGAAUUUUCACCUGGUACUAUGUAUCCAGAAACCAACAGAACCAAAAACAAAGGUGUUUGUAGCAGCAUAAAUGAGCUUAAAACAGAUUCCACUCCAAAGAAAACACAAACUCAGACACAGCAAAAUAUGGUAGAAAAGUUUUCUCAGUUACCAUUCAAAGAAUCAAAACCAUGUACCUCAAAUUGCAAAAUUAAUACUUUCAGAACAGUGCCAAUAGAACAGAAACAAGAAAUCUGGAGUUCAAACCAGAAUUACGUUUGUAAUAUGGACCUUGAAACUGAUGGCCUUUCACCCUCUGUUAUCCCUUCAAGUCCCAAAGAAGUUGUCAGUUUUGUUUCAAGAGGAGCUUCAAGCCACCAGCCCAGAAUUCCAGUGUUUCCUGAAAAUGGUUUGCAGCAGCAAGCAGAGCCCUUGCUUCCAAGUAAUAUGAAGUCGGCCUGUGAAAACCGUUCCGGGUGUUGUAGCUCUCCUCAGUCUAAGCCAAAUUGUCCACCCCUUUCUCCACCGAUGCCACUGCCCCAGCUGUUACCUUCAGUUACUGACACGAGGUUGGCAGGACCAUCUGAUCAUAUUGAUUCCUCAGUCACAGGCGUUCAAAGGUUCCGAGAUACUCUGAAAGUACCCUACAAGCUGGAAUUAAAAAAUGAGCCAGGGAGAACAGAUUUGAAGCACAUUGUUAUAGAUGGGAGCAAUGUCGCAAUUACCCAUGGUCUGAAAAAGUUCUUUUCUUGUCGUGGAAUUGCAAUUGCAGUUGAAUAUUUUUGGAAGCUUGGCAACAGAAAUAUCACUGUAUUUGUCCCACAGUGGAGAACAAGGCGUGAUCCUAAUGUCACAGAACAGCACUUCUUAACCCAGCUACAGGAGCUCGGAAUAUUAUCUUUAACUCCUGCCCGGAUGGUCUUUGGAGAAAGAAUUGCUUCUCAUGACGACAGGUUUCUACUACACUUAGCGGACAAAACUGGUGGCAUAAUUGUAACAAAUGAUAACUUCAGAGAAUUUGUGACUGAGUCACUGUCUUGGAGAGAAAUUAUUACAAAAAGAUUGCUUCAGUAUACCUUCGUUGGGGACAUAUUUAUGGUUCCUGAUGACCCUCUGGGAAGAAGUGGACCUCGAUUAGAAGACUUUCUUCGGAAGGAAGUCUUCCUUAGAAAUAUGCAGCCCCUCCUCAAUGCCUUGCCAAAUGUGGGCAUGUUUGACCCCACCUUCAGAGUCCCUGGCGCCCAGGCAGCCAGCACCAGUCACCAGCCUCCAGCCCGGAUUCAGGGCACCCCACCGAGCCACUGGCUUCCUCAGCAGCCCCGCUUCCCGGUUCUGCCAAACCUUCCCAGCAUGCAGCAGAGUGUGCCCAUGCCAGCACAGAGGUCUCCCGCGGAAACCAGCGAGCUGAGGGAGGCCCUCCUGAAGAUCUUCCCUGACUCCGAGCAGAGACUGAAAAUCGACCAGAUACUGGUGGCCCAUCCGUACAUGAAAGACCUGAACGCACUGUCGGCCAUGGUGUUGGACUGAAGGUCUCACUUGACCUAGUGUCUGCACGUGGCAGCGGGGAGCAACAUAAUGUGAAGAGACCGAUUUCCCAGUGGAAAUGCUGUUGUAGUGUAUAGAAAAGAAAACAGAUGUUUUGUGUAUAAAAAAAUCUGGGUUUUCAAAACCAGCUUUUUCUAUAUAUAAAUUAUGCUGCUAUUACAGAUUUAACAUUUUCUGUAAAAGGAAAGUACAUUUUCUGCCUGUUCAGAACUGUUUAAUAGCAGUUACUCUUGAGUGUAUUUACAUUUUUAUGUUUUUUAAACUAUUUUCCUUAAAGCUGAAAAUAUUGACAAAUGGAUAUGAUUAGCCUUUCUAAAUAAAAAAAGAGUCACUUUCUUAGGGAAAGCAAGACCUCUUAAAGUAUAUUUUCUUGAGAUGACUAUGUAACGUCCACUAACAUGAAGUGUGCUCAUCCCCCUACCCCCCAGCCUCCUCUGCCCUCACCCCUGGAAUUAGAGUCAUAGGAGUAGGUUUUACUCCUGUGGGUCUUUCUUUGGAGCCAUUUGUGAGAAUGGGCAGGUGGUGCCACUAGAUGGCACCUGUGCCUAGCCAUUGUUAACAACCAGGGCACAGUUAGACUCCCAGACUGUCUGGGUGAGAAGAUACUCUAGAACUCACAAAGUCCCACCCUACCUCCCCUCCCACCCUGCAGAAGAGGGAACUGAGGCUCAGUGUGCUUGCAUCGCACACGCCCAGGUCCACAGCUGCAGAGCAGCUGGGCAGGGACCAGACUCCUCGUCCAGUGCUCUGACAUGCUCACCAGGCUGAGGCCUCACUGUACCUGGCUGACUCUAGGAGUCAUGUCUUAGCCUCUGAAAAUAAUAGCAGGAUGUGAGGACGUUCCAUGAAGAGCCCCAUUGUUACCGUAAAUUUAUGUCCAUGAACCAUGGGAGAAACCCAUGUGAAGUUUGUGAGCUUUGCCAAAACGUGAUUUUCUAUGCUCAAGAAUGACCCAAGCCAAUAAAUAGCAUUAGUAGCUGCCGUGGGGGCCCAGAGCCCCUUAUUUAUUUUUCCUGUGUUUGUCUUUUUAGUAUUCUCCUCACCGCCCUUCCAGUGAGUCUAUCUCAGCAUUGGUAUCUUCAUAUUGUGUUUUUCGGUGUUGCUCAAAAUUCUGUGUUAGUGAAGUUCUUUUCCUGGGUAAUUAUACUUAACAUCUUUACUGUUCUCUGGACUUUCAAAGGGCUUUGUAUUUUCUACCUGUUCUCUUCCCAGGCUGCUCGCGGUCAGUUUCGUGUCUGCCCUGUGGCUUGUGUCCCUCCUAACCCCAGAAACAGCUGCCGAGGACUCGGGGCCGAUCUGUUCUUCAUGGUGAAGGGACUUUGUCACCCACGAGCAGAGCUAGUGGCUCCCGAGGAGGCUCCCCCAGGUGUGUGUGUCCCCUGCCUCCCUCAGGGGAUGAAUCCAGAGUCCUCCGGGUGGCCAGAUUUGUAUAUCAAUCACAUUUUCUCUCCAAUGCCUUUAAGAUGUCUCCUAACCAGGAGCUGGUUGUCCCCCGCCGCGUUGGGUCAGGUUGCCAGAGUCCCCUGCCCAGCAGUGCAUGAGGAGGUAGGCGACUCCAGGUGGGCAGGAAGUGACUCAGUCCCACAGCCCCUGUGCCUCAGCUUCAGAACUGGUGGUUUGUAAAAGCGUGGCAGACGUGUGAGGGCUAGAGCUGUCUCACAGUGACUCUGAUCUUCUGGGUUGAGGUUUGGUCGGACAGCGCUGCCAAUCCAGUAUUUCUCCUAUUUGCAGAGAAGGACCCAGUGGUAAACCUCCCUGGCCCAGGCUUAGCCACACAGAUCCUCCUGGAAGGGGACCGGGCCUCUAGGGAUGCCCCAUGGGGCUGGCUACAGCCAGGACUUCCAGGGUUUCCUAGGUUCUAGAAGUGACUAGACCCUUGACCUUUGGGUUAUCUAAGCCUCUAUAUUCUUAGUAUUGUUUCUGAAAGCUCUAUUUGCCCCUUUCCUCUUUCUGGGGUACGAGAAGGAGGGAUGCAGAAGGCUAAGUAGGUUAAUUACUCCCCUUGAUAAAUUAUAACACGUAAGUCACAGUUCUUUCUGAAGCCCAGCAGGUUUAGUUAACUUUAAUAUUUAGAAAUUCAAUUUUCAAACCUUUAAAAAAAAAAAAAGCCAUUACUUGUUCUCGGCCUUCUCUUAAUACUAGGCCCAGUGUUGAUGCUACUCAAAUGUUUCUUUGUGGUCUGCCCCCAGUGGUCGAUUUCUGAACCACCGUGGUGGUGUUCGGCAGCAGAGCUUCCUCGUUUGGCAACUCCUCAGGCAUGUGUGUGUCAUGGCUGUGCAUCCCAUACUUCCUGGCAUUCCUGGAAGUAGGUGGCAGGGCGGGGGACGCCACCUCACUCAGACGGCCGCCUGCCGCUCAGAGAGAAGCUGUCCAGGGCUAGAGAAUUUCAUAGAUGGUGAAUACAGGACAAUUCCCAGGCCUGCCUUCCUCCCCAGGCCCCAGCUACCUCCUCUGGUAGAAAAACGCCUCGUUUGACCUUUUUGUCCAGUAGCCUGUGUUUGCAGCCUGGAGGCUGCAGGGUUGGAGACCGUGGGAAGGCCCCUGAGCCAUCCCGGAUGACGGGUAGGCUCAGCUGUGGCUUGGCAGAGUCGCCCUGGACUCAGGCCUCUGAGAGGAGGAUUGGGGUCCCACUUCCUUAGGUUUGUUGUGGCACUAGUGGAAUAUGAUUGACGGAGAAAGCCAUGCUCCCCCAUCAUGGGAAGCGCCCCAGGCCCUGGGCCCCCUGAGCUUCCAGCCUGCCGCCCUGGGCACCUCCGAGAUGUGGCCUCCCCUGUGCAGCUCUCCACCAGCACUGCCGUGUCCUCCCUCGGCCUUCCUCCUGGGUCCCUCUCCUAGCCAUGCUCGGUUCCGUCAGCUGCUUGACUCCUGCCAUUUGUUUCUUCAUGAUCUACCUCCCCUUACUCCCCAUUACUACAGUCCAGAUCCUAUACUGAGAGUCCCCGAUUGCCCCAGGAAUCCUUUCCAUGCACUACUGCUCCCCCUCACCUUCCCACUCUUUACUUCCUGUUUUGCAAACUCCGUUUUCAUCCCACCGCAUGGAAAUAGGAAAAAUCUAGAAGUGACGUAAUUGCUGAAUUCAGAGGCCUUUUCUCAAUCUUCAGUCUUCGAGGCCUUUUCUCAAUCUUCAGUCUUCAUGUCCACACUCAGCGACCAGAAUAUUUGUCACUGUGGCCUUCUUUUCCCCAUUUUCUGAGAUUUUCCUCCCAAAUGUUCUUCAUUCCUUUCUCUUCUUUUACCAGAAGGCCACUCCUUGAUACCCUUUUCUUGACAGAUGGUUCUCAAAUUUUGGACCAGCCAUGGAACUUGUGGUGGGAAAGGCAGCUCUUACUAAAAAUUGCAGAUCACAGCUCUGGGGGCUGUGCCCUUGGAGUAAAGUGUGGAAACUGGGGAGAUUUCAGCAGGCUCCCUGGGUGUUUCCCAGCAGGCUGUCCAGGGACCAGGUUGUGAGAAACUGCACUCGCCCUUAGGGCUCACUAACUCCAGCUUUCCUCCACCCUGACUUCCCUGGGUUCACAUGUCCCCUCUGGGCAAUGACUUCUAGUCCCACCUGUAGGCCUGCCCCGAGGGAGCGAGUUUCCAGCUCAGCUGAAAGCCCCAUCACAUCCUCAGACACGGGCCCCAGGCCCUCGGCCGGCAUCUGCACCUUGCUCUCCUUCCCCACCCCAGUCUGCCACAGGGUCCCCUUGGUCCACCCGUCAUGCUCUCGUGGCCUCCUGACCAACCAGCCCACCUCUCCUCCCUCCCAGAUUUAUCUUCCAAAACACAUUGCUGGUCACACCCUCAUCCUGUUCAGUGAUCUUCAGUGCCUCUCGGCCAGAGCACGCAGCUCAGCCCUCCCUGAGCGUAGUAUCUGUGCUGUCCACCCUGUGGCCACAGGUGACUGCCCUUCCCCGGAUGCUCACUGCAGCCCACAUGCAUUUCCUCGGUUACCUGUGGGCUCCUGCCUCUGUGUGCGCCUCUCUUCUCUGCCAGAGAUGCCCUUUCUCCCAAAUGGCUUCCCCCUCAAAGGCCCAGCCUGUGUCCUCUUUGUGCCCUUGCCCGUGCUUCUGGCCAGAUGCAACACCAUGGCACUCUGUGACCUACAGCACUCGUGUCUUGCUUUUGGCACUCGCCGCCCUGGCCGGUGUCACUGCUGCUGAUUGUGUACUGUGUCACCUCCCUUUCUAGACUGUGAGCUCCUCGCGGGCAGGGACCGUCUGUGUUCACUCUUUGUAUUUCCCAUGGCACCUAGCACAGUGCCUUGCACUUAAUAGGUGCUCAAUAAACGUCUGCUCAACUGAA